Molecule: messenger RNA, 3575 nt
Organism: Cololabis saira (Pacific saury)
Lineage: Eukaryota; Metazoa; Chordata; Actinopteri; Beloniformes; Belonidae
Gene: daglb
Product: diacylglycerol lipase, beta
Exons: 15
Coding region: 410-2440 (676 amino acids)
Biological process (GO): lipid metabolic process
Source: RefSeq, a predicted model, not a curated record
UUUACAUGCGGACACCAAAGCUGUCCGAGAAAAACAAAAGACUGAAAGCUGAAAAUAUCUCGAAAUUAUCAGACAACAAUGUUGUAAAUGGAGAAAUGUAUUUAUCACGGGCGUUAAUUUCUAGGAAUGUGUGAUCGUUUCCAUGACAUCAGAAAUACGGCCUGAGCUGCUUUCCUCUGCGUUAAGAUCUUCUCAUUUGAACAAAUGUGGCUAAAAUACUCUGUAAGAUUGGUCACGUUGUGAGGCUGCAGUUAUUUUUUUUUACAACCCAGGAAAUAUUCAUUGAUAAAAGAUGCGAGUUCUUUGCCGGUGAAGCCGUGCCUGGCGUGAUGUGCAUGUUGCCCAACACAUUGUAGAGGCGCAAAGCUUCAGUUUUCGUCGUUGAGAGACCUGCAGGUUUGGCUCCAGGAUGCCUGGGAUGGUGGUGUUCGGACGGCGGUGGGGGAUCGCCAGCGACGACCUGGUCUUCCCCGGCUGCUUUGAACUGGUCCUCCGUGUGCUCUGGUGGAUUGGCACCUUGAUCUUGUUCGUUUAUCACAAGGGACGGUUUGAUUGUAAUGGGAGAGGUGUUCUGCACAGCUAUCUGGUCGGACUGUUGGUUGUGCUGGCGCUCAUCAUCUUGUCACUAUGUGCCAUUGUCUAUAUCAGUGCCAGAGGCACCAUCACAAAUCCUGGCCCGCGGCGCUCCAUGCCUGCCCUGGUUUACCUGCGAGCCCUUCUGUACAUCCCAGAGCUGGUGUGGGCCUGUCUGGGAGCUGUCUGGGUGUCUGACGACAGCCGAGGUUGUGAUCCUGCCACAGUGUUUGCAGUCAUUUCUGCAGUGGUUGCCAGCUGGAUAAUCCUGCUCUUCACGGCAGUGGGGGUAGUUUUUGUCUUCGACCCGCUGGGAAACCCCCGUGCCCCUGCUGCUGGCUUGGAGCCGCUGGGAGUGCGAGACAUGGAGAGCAGUGAGGGCAGCCAGUUCCUGUCCACCGCUCGCUCGUUGGCCGUGAAAGUGUGGGAGAGCCGGCUGCGGCUCCUGUGCUGCUGCCUGCCGCAGGACGAGAGCCACAGGGCCGCCUUCUCCAGCAUCGCGCAGCUCUUCAGUAACUUUUUCUCUGACACAGACCUGGUUGCCAGUGACAUAGCAGCUGGUUUGGCUUUGCUGCACCAGGAGCAGGAUAAGAUGGAGCAGAGCAGAGACCCAGACACUGUCAAUAUUCACAGUCCGUCUUCUCCUAUUGGGCAAGAUUUGGAGAUGGAGUUGGAGAAAGCAGCCCACUGUAUGCAGUUUGCUGCAGCAGCUUAUGGCUGGCCGUUGUACAUCUAUUCCAACCCUUUUACUGGACCAUGCAAACUCAGCAAAGACUGUUGUCGCAGCCGCUCUGCUGAGUAUGACAUCGUCGGGGGAGACCACCUUGGCUGCCACUUCUCGUCAAUCCUACAGAUCACUGGUUUGCAGUACAGAGACUUUAUCCAUGUCAGCUUCCACAAUCAGAUCUAUGAAAUCCCCUUUUUUGUGGCUCUGGAUCAUAAGAGGGAGGCUGUUCUGGUGGCUGUCAGAGGAACACUUUCUCUGAAGGAUGCCCUGACAGACCUGUCUGCUGAAUGUGAGAACUUGCCCAUAGAAGGAGUGUCAGGAGCCUGCUACGCUCAUAAGGGCAUGUGUCAGGCGGCGGGUUACAUCUACAAGAAGCUGGUCAAUGAUGGCAUCCUGAACCAAGCAUUCUCCAUCGCACCGGAGUACAAACUUGUCAUCACUGGUCACAGUCUGGGCGCUGGCACCGCCUCGCUGUUGGCGAUCCUCUUGCGCAAUUCCUUCCCCACCCUGCAGUGCUACGCGUUCUCUCCACCAGGAGGCCUCCUGAGUAAAGCCUUAGCUGAUUACUCCAAGGACUUCGUGGUGUCAGUGGUGCUGGGGAAGGAUCUGGUCCCCAGACUAAGCAUUCCCAACAUGGAAGAUCUGAAGAGACGUAUACUUAAAAUGGUGUCAAACUGCAAUAAGCCCAAAUACCGCAUCCUGCUGCAGGGAUGCUGGUACGAGGUGUUCGGUGGGGACCCGGACGAUUUCCCCACCGAGAUGGACAACAGGAGGGAGCAGGAGCUCAGCCAGCCACUGCUGGGGGAAGAGUCACUGAUGAUUCGCCAUUCGUCGUCCUAUCAGAGCCUGGGAUCAGAUGACUCACCUGCCCACACCGCUACGCACUUGCCUCUCUUCCUGCCUGGACGGGUUCUGCACAUCACAGAAGACGGUCCAUCACGGAGAUCCUGUUUCUCCGAGGUUCGGUACCGUGCGGACUGGUCCAAUGAAAUGGCGUUCCGGAGUAUUAUGAUCAGCCCCAGGAUGCUUGCAGAUCACAUGCCCGACAUUGUGCUCCGAGCGCUCAACAGUCUGACUGCUGAUCGGCCUUUCACACUCUGUCCCUCGUCCUUAAACAACAGCCAGAACAAUACAAUCUGAGACGCACCGCGGAGGCCGACUCCUCGGGUCUCUGCUCCCAGACCCGACGACGUGUCGACCCAACUUCUGCUCAUGUCUGUGCUACUGGUCCAGCUAAAGCUGCUUCACUGGGACUGCGAGCCCAACCUCUUCCUGUAUGUUCUGGUCCCACGCAUGGUUUUGUUUUUCCUUUUUGCUAUAAAAAAUACAAACAUUUGAUUGUAAUAACGAUGGGAGAUGUGACUGUGGAGGUUUGCCUGUCGUAAUAGUCAGGAGUGACGCUGAGUCGGAAUUUGAGCACGGGAUUAAUUAAGUUGCACUUUUAACCAUUUGAAUAUGUAUUUUGAUUGUGAGUUACUCCGUGAGCAACUUUAUGCCAUGAUGUUUGAAUGUAUGUUGUGUACAAUAUUCGACAGUGGCGCAGAUGCAGAUGCUGUGAUGUUGGUGCGUCAUGUUUUGUGUCGUGCGAGUGGUUGUUGUGUGCUUGAACGAAGCCCCCCCCCCCGGUCGCCGAGAACCUGUGAUGGCUCUUCAAGAUGUCUGAAAAGUGGGCUGAUUGGCAGUACGAAGGUGUGAAUUGAAUUCACACUUUUGUUUGUGUAGAUGUAGUCGAUGUGUCUUGUGUUUAAUGCGUUCACAUCAGGGUUUUAAAUGGAGUCUAUGCAUUACAAGAGAACAAGGUGACAGCUUUACUUUACAGAUGAUUGAGUGCAGUGUUUUUACAGCAAAUUUACUUCUGCUUUUUCAAUUCUGUGUAGUAUUGGCACACAAACAUGAUAAAAAAGCUUUGUGCUCAUACAUUAUAUGGUUAUCUGUUUACUUGCCAAGAUUUGGGAUUUUUUUUAAAGUGAUCUAUGGAACUAAACAUUAAGUCAGCUGAUGCCUGCAUAUCUGUUUUGAACACUCAAAAGAAAUGCAUUUGACUCCUCGAUAAAAAUAAAAGCAUUUGUGGCAUACACACAUUUUCUUCCUUAUUUAAUUUACUAAAAUUAGAAACAUUUCUGAACUCAGUGGUAGCAAUAAGAAAAAAAACACAUUCAAGUAUAACGAGCCUAAAGUUUUUUUUGUAUUUUUGCUGUAGUGGACUGACUCAUGUAAGUAAACGGAGGGUGUAAGAAAUUAUGAAAUGUUUCUUGUGGGGACAAGUUAACUUCUU